This is a messenger RNA of Dipodomys spectabilis (banner-tailed kangaroo rat), 3019 nucleotides long. It is a transcript of the gene Kbtbd12, whose product is annotated as kelch repeat and BTB domain containing 12. Gene Ontology annotation, molecular function: protein binding. The transcript is spliced from 8 exons. The record is from RefSeq and is a predicted model, not a curated record. NCBI's taxonomy places the organism in Eukaryota, Metazoa, Chordata, Mammalia, Rodentia, Heteromyidae. The coding region runs from base 465 to 2405 and encodes 646 amino acids.
GGCGCGUGGUCCGGGCCGCCACCCGCCGCACCUGUCACCCGGACGGCCGCCAGCGCCCUCCUCGCGUCUGUUUAGGUCGCUGAGCCCGGCCGCAAGGCCAUAUCGGGCAGCGGCGAGCGCGCAGCGGCAGCCGCCCUAGUUUGCUGACCCUUGCACUGGAGUAAGUGAGUUAAAGUGCAGAUGCUGGAGCUAGAUGGAAUUAGAUUCAUCAUUCGGUGCCUUCAUCUGUAAAAGAAGUUCUGGCCAUUUCAUCAGAGAAGCAAACAGAAUAGUGACAAGUAAUUAAUGCUUUUUUAUCAAGGAAAAAUGAAGACAAGAGGUUUCUAUGCUCUUCUUGCUGACAGUAUGAUAACAGAAAAUGACUGUUUCAUGGCAUCUGUUUAUUUGUGAGUAAUCAGAAAUGCAAAUAGCUCUUCAGGAAUCAAGCUAAACUUAAAGAAGACGCGUAGAAAUUAGAGAGUGUCAUGGAGUACAAGAUUGAGGGAAAGGAAAAAUACCAGCAUAGCUUAAAUUUACUGAAUAGAAUUAAAAACAUGAAAGAAUUUGCAGAAAUGAUUGAUGUAGUACUCAUAGCAGAAGAGGAGAAAUUUCCUUGCCAUAGACUGGUUCUGGCUGCGUUUAGUCCCUAUUUCAAAGCUAUGUUCACCUGUGGACUACUUGAAUGUACUCAGAGGGAAGUCGUACUCCAUGACAUCACAGCAGAAAGUGUGUCAGUGAUACUAAAUUACAUGUACAGUGCUGCUUUAGAGAUCAGCAACACCAACGUGCAGACCGUGGCUGUAGCUGCCUAUUUCAUGCAGAUGGAAGAAGUAUUUAGUGUAUGCCAAAAAUACAUGAUGGACCACAUGGAUGCCUCCAACUGUGUAGGAAUCCACUACUUCGCAAAUCAGAUUGGAGCUGAAGAUUUAUCUGACCAGUCAAAGAAGUACUUAUAUCAGCACUUUGCCGAGGUGAGCUUACAUGAAGAAAUACUAGACAUUGAAGUGCACCAGCUUUUGGCACUUAUUAAAUCAGAUGAUCUAAACAUUUCCAGGGAGGAGAGCAUUCUGGACUUGGUUCUAAGAUGGGUAAAUCAUAACCAAGAAUUGCGUAAAGAGCAUCUUGUUGAACUCUUGAAGCAAGUCAGGCUAGAACUUAUAAAUCCUUCUUUCUUAAGACAGGCCCUAAAAAGGAACACAAUGCUUCUGUGUGACGCAGGUUGCAUUGACAUCAUUCAAAAUGCAUUCAAAGCCAGCAAGACACCCCAGCAGCACCCCCUGAACCUUCGCUAUGGCAUGGAAACCACCAGUCUUCUGCUUUGUAUUGGCAACAACGCUUCAGGAAUCAGGUCACGACAUAGGAACUAUGGGGAUGCCAGUUUUUGCUUCGACCCUGUGUCACGGAAGACCUACUUUAUUUCAUCCCCCAAGUAUGGGGAUGGUUUAGGAACUGUGUGCACUGGUGUCGUCAUGGAAAACAACACUGUUAUUGUGGCUGGAGAAGCAAGCGCCUCCAGGCUCUCAAGACAAAAGAAUAAGAAUGUGGAAAUCUAUAGAUGUUUAAAGCAGAUGUCAUUAAUCGUUUUUCAGCAUUCUAUAUGUUAUUCACCAGUCCCUAAAAAUACAAAGUAUCAUGACAGAGGAAACCAGUUUUGGGAAAAAUUAUGCACAACUGAAUUUCGGGAACUCUAUGCUCUGGGCAGUAUUCAGAAUGACCUCUAUGUUGUCGGAGGACAGAUGAAAAUAAAAAACCAGUAUCUUAUUACAAACUGUGUUGAUAAGUACUCUGUAGAACGGGACAGCUGGAAGCGAGUAUCUCCCCUGCCAUUACAGUUAGCCUGUCAUGCUGUAUUGACGGUGAAUAAUAAACUUUAUGUGAUUGGAGGCUGGACCCCUCAGAUGGAUCUUCCCGAGGAAGAGCCUGAUAGAUUAAGCAACAAGCUGUUGCGCUAUGACCCCACCCAGGAUCAAUGGCAAGAGCUCCCACCCAUGCAGUACUCCAAGUACCGGUUCAGUGCAGCUGUGGCCAGCGGCGAGAUCUACGUUCUGGGUGGAAUUGGCUGCCUGGGCCGUGACCGGGGCCAGGUUCGAAAGUGCCUUGAGGUGGUGGAGAUCUACAACCCCGACGGGGGCUUCUGGCGAGAGGGCCCCUCCAUGCCAACUCCCCUCCUCUCCCUCCGAACCAACUCCACCAACGCGGGAGCAGUGGACGGGAAGCUCUAUGUCUGUGGGGGCUUCCAUGGAGCAGACCGCCACGAGGUUAUCUCCAAAGAAAUCCUGGAGCUGGACCCUUGGGAGAACCAGUGGAACGUCGUGGCGGCCAACGCCCUCAUGCACGACAGCUAUGAUGUCUGCCUGGUGGCCAGGAUGAACCCCCGGGACCUCAUUCCCCCCCCCUCGGACCUGGUGGAGGGCGGUGAGCACUGAGGAUGGCUGCCGGAGGAGGGGGGGAGGGGCAUGCCUGCAAGCGUAGAGCAGCCGUGUGUGGCAGCCCAGGGAACGAGGGCGCUCCAUAAGGUUGGGAGGACCAUAUGGGUGGACAGGAGGAGGGAUGGCCGAGGACCAGCAUCCCAAGCGAGGACCUUGCUCAGCUAGGCCUCAAGAACUGUGCUACCAGAGGGGUCCUCUCCGUAUGAAGUGGCUGAGGGUUCCAUCCAUGGGGAGGCCAUGGGAGACUCCAGGCAAAGGCCCUGGGGCAGGAACAUGCAGACACAGCCUGCUGGCACUACUACCUGGGACCCAGGAACACAGCUGCUAAAUGGUCAACACCUGAAGCACAAAGGCCCUAGCAGGCAGGGCCUGGGGACGGUGCCAAAAGCUCCUUACGUGUGCUGUGGCCCGGGCUGCACAUGCUGUGAGCUCCCGGCCUGGCAGCGGCCACACAGCCACACUGGAAACUCGGUCUGUGCCACCAGACCACCAUGAGCAGCCGAGUCUGCGUCCAGCCCAGAGUGGCUUCUGAGACUCUGCGACUUACCAGGUUCUACCCUUCUGCAGCUUGGGGCCAGCCGGACACAGCCAGGGGUGGAGCCGGCAUGGGG